Kwoniella botswanensis is the source of this 2298-nucleotide messenger RNA. Its product is annotated as protein transporter SEC23. Gene Ontology annotation, molecular function: zinc ion binding; GTPase activator activity. Gene Ontology annotation, biological process: intracellular protein transport; endoplasmic reticulum to Golgi vesicle-mediated transport; COPII-coated vesicle cargo loading. NCBI's taxonomy places the organism in Eukaryota, Fungi, Basidiomycota, Tremellomycetes, Tremellales, Cryptococcaceae. The transcript has 9 exons. The record is from RefSeq and is a predicted model, not a curated record. Bases 1 to 2298 code for a protein of 765 amino acids. Gene Ontology annotation, cellular component: COPII vesicle coat; endoplasmic reticulum exit site.
AUGAAUGGACCAGGAUUCGAGGAUGUCGAAGACAAGGAUGGUGUCAGACUGUCAUGGAACGUCUGGCCAUCCAGUCGUAUCGAAGCUACACGUACUGUGGUUCCCAUCUCAGCUUUGUAUACCCCCUUGAAGGAAAGAGAAGAUCUACCUCCGGUGAUGUACGAGCCCGUCACUUGUAAAGGCUCUUGUAAGGCUAUCUUGAAUCCUUAUUGUCAAGUCGACGUCCGAGGUAAAAUGUGGAUCUGUCCCUUCUGUUUACAACGAAACCCUUUCCCUCAACAUUAUCACCAAGAUUUAUCGCCUAACAACUUACCUCCCGAACUCUUACCCAAAUUCACCACCAUUGAAUAUACCUUAUCACGACCAGCUCAGAUCCCACCCAUCUUCUUAUACGUGGUCGAUACGUGUGUGGACGAGGAUGAGUUGAAGGCUUUAAGGGAGACUCUCGUAGUCAGUUUGAGUCUGUUACCUCCCAAUGCCUUGGUGGGGUUGAUCACUUUCGGUACUAUGGCAAUGGUCCACGAGCUAGCCUAUGCGGAUUGUCCCAAAGCCUACGUCUUCAGAGGAUCAAAAGACUACCAACCGAAACAGAUUGCCGAUAUGUUAGGACUCAACCCGUCCAACAGACCUAUCCAAGCUAUGAGACCAGGUCAACCGGUUCCUGCUCCAGCUGCUUCCAAGUUCCUCCAAUCGGUCGAGAGCUGCGAAUUCCAAUUGACCAAUAUUUUGGAGAACCUUCAAAGAGAUCCUUGGCCUGUGGAUCAGGACAAGAGACCACUCAGAUGUACUGGUGUGGCUUUGGGUGUUGCGACUGCUUUACUCGAGUCCGCCUUCCCCAACACUGGCGCUCGAAUUAUGCUCUUCUCAGGUGGUCCACCUACCGAUGGUCCUGGUACCGUUGUCGGUCCCGAACUCAGAGAACCCAUCCGAUCACACCACGAUAUCGAUAGGGACAGUGUCAAGCACUUCAAGCGAGCUACCAAGUACUACGAAGGUCUUUCCAAACGUGCUUCUGCGAAUGGUCACGCCAUUGACAUCUACGCUGGAUGUCUUGAUCAAGUUGGUCUUCUUGAAAUGAAAUCCCUCACCAAUGCUACCAACGGUUUCAUGAUCAUCUCCGAUUCAUUCAUGACCGCCAUCUUCAAGCAGAGUUUCUUGCGAACUUUGGGUAAGGAUGAACAAGGUUACCUCAAGAUGGGUUUCAAUGGUACUUUCGAUGUUCUGACCACCAAAGAACUGAAGAUCUCCGGUGUCAUCGGGCACGUCAUCUCUGCCAACAAGAAAUCCCAGUGUGUUGGAGAAACCGAGAUUGGUAUCGGUCAAACGUCCGCUUGGAAAGUUUGCUCCCUUACCCCCAAGACAUCAUUAGCGGUAUACUUCGAAGUGGUCACUCCAGCAGGACAAGCACUAUCACCCAAUCAAUCAGGCCUGAUUCAGUUCGUUACUCAUUACCAACAUUCAUCUGGACAAUACAGAUUGAGAGUUACAACCAUCUCUCGAACUUUCCAAGAAGGCGGACAUCCCUCUAUUGCCGCUUCCUUCGAUCAAGAAGCAGCAGCGGUCCUGAUGGCCAGAAUAGCAGUGUUCAAAGCUGAGAUCGAUGACUCGCCAGAUGUACUUAGAUGGUUGGAUAGGAUGCUUAUUAGAUUAUGCCAGAAGUUCGCUGAUUAUAGGAAAGAAGAUCCGACGUCUUUCCAACUCAGUCCGAACUUCAGUAUCUAUCCUCAAUUCAUGUUCCAUCUUAGACGAAGUCAGUUCUUGCAGGUGUUCAAUAAUUCCCCCGAUGAAACUGCUUUCUAUAGACACGUGUUGAACGACGCCGACGUGAAUAACUCUUUGAUCAUGAUCCAACCUACCCUAAUGUCAUACGGCUUCGAUACCGAACCUCAUCCCGUAUUACUCGAUUCCGUCUCUAUCCGACCCGACGUGAUCCUGUUGCUCGAUACCUUCUUCCACAUAUUGAUAUUCCACGGAGAGACCGUUGCCCAAUGGCGUAAAGCGAAUUAUCAAGAACAAGAAGAUUAUGCAAACUUUAAAGAACUUCUCGAAGCUCCCGUUGCGGACGCACAGGAAUUGUUAGAAGAUCGAUUACCUAUUCCUCGAUACGUCGUAUGUGAUCAAGGUGGUUCACAGGCUAGGUUCUUGUUAUCGAAAUUAAACCCUUCGACAACUCACCAAUCGGGAAGUGGAUAUGGUUCAGGACCUGCAGGUGGUCAGGCGAUCUUCACGGAUGAUGUCAGUUUGCAAGUGUUCAUGGAGCACCUCAAGAGACUGGCCGUUGGCGCUUCUACAAGCUAG